Morus notabilis is the source of this 1791-nucleotide messenger RNA. RefSeq names its product glutamyl-tRNA(Gln) amidotransferase subunit A, chloroplastic/mitochondrial. Gene Ontology annotation, biological process: translation. Lineage: Eukaryota; Viridiplantae; Streptophyta; Magnoliopsida; Rosales; Moraceae. The record is from RefSeq and is a predicted model, not a curated record. Bases 205 to 1791 code for a protein of 528 amino acids. The transcript is spliced from 10 exons. Gene Ontology annotation, molecular function: glutaminyl-tRNA synthase (glutamine-hydrolyzing) activity. Gene Ontology annotation, cellular component: glutamyl-tRNA(Gln) amidotransferase complex.
CCUUUGCUUUUUGCUUCCUCAGUGAACUGCAACAACUGAGGAAAAGCCAUAAACUCCCUCCCUUAUCCAUAUCGUCUUGUCCAAUAUCCUUGGAACUCGUCUGUUUGCAAUCUCAACUCUCAAACUUCCCAUCUUCCAUUCUGUACUCACUCUUCUCCUUAUGUAGAAAAACACCAUCAAUCAAUCAUCAAAAUCAUCAAAAAAAUGCUAAGCACAAUGUCAAUGAUUCACCAACCCCCUCGCUCCAUCUCGCACUUCCCCUCCUCCAAGUCCACCACCGCUUUCCUCCUCAAAAACCUCUCUUCCUCAUCCUCCUCACAGCCCGUCACCGACCAAUCCGAAUCCACCCCACCCUCCUCCCAAAUCCUCACAGCCCGUCACUCUCUCAUCUCCCGCCACCUCUCCGCCGUCCAGCUCGCCGAGUCCUUCCUCUCCCGCCUACGCCGCGCCGAGCCCCAUUUGCGCUCCUUCCUCCACGUCUCCCCCGACGAAGACGUCCUCCGCCAGGCCCGCCGCCUCGACGAGAUCCUCCAGAGGAAUGAGGAUGUGGGCCCCCUCGCCGGAGUUAUCGUCGCCGUUAAGGACAACAUCUGUACCUCCGACAUGCCCUCCACCGCUGGGUCCCGCGUCCUCGAGGGAUACCGCCCGCCGUUCGAUGCCACGGCCGUCAGGAGGAUCAGGGAGAUGGGCGGGAUUGUGGUGGGGAAGACCAAUUUAGAUGAGUUCGGCAUGGGCAGCACCACUGAAUCCUCUGCUUUUCAGGUGACUGCAAAUCCGUGGGACGUGUCUCGGGUGCCCGGGGGAUCGUCUGGGGGCUCUGCCGCAGCUGUUUCUGCGAGGCAGUGCAUGGUGUCUCUGGGGAGCGAUACCGGUGGAAGUGUGCGGCAGCCAGCGUCGUUCUGUGGUGUUGUUGGAUUGAAGCCCACAUAUGGACGUGUCUCCAGAUUUGGACUGAUGGCAUAUGCAUCAUCACUUGAUGUCAUUGGCUGCUUCAGUUCCUCUGUUUUUGAUGCUGGGAUUCUUCUUCAAGCUAUUUCUGGUCACGACACGUCUGAUGCCACUAGUAGUAAGCAGGUUGUUCCUGACUUCACAUCUCAAUUUACUUCCAUAAGUUUGUCGGAAUCUAAACCUUUGAAGGGGCUCAAGGUUGGCCUUAUCAGUGAAACUCUCGAGGACGGUGUUGACACUGGAGUAGCAUCCACAAUACGUGCUGCUGCUUCACAUCUUGAAGAAUUAGGAUGUUCUGUGUCAGAGGUUUCAUUACCAUCUUUCUCCCUUGGGUUGCCGGCCUACUAUAUUCUCGCUUCCUCUGAAUCAUCUUCUAACUUAUCGCGUUAUGAUGGUGUUAGGUAUGGAAACCAAGCUCCUGCUGAUGAGCUAAAUGCUCUAUAUGGGGAUUCCCGAGCAAAGGGAUUUGGUCACGAGGUCAAAAUGAGGAUAUUAAUGGGGACAUAUGCUCUAUCAGCCGGUUAUUAUGAUGCGUAUUACAAGCGUGCCCAGCAGGUGAGGACCAUAGUACGGAAAGGCUUUAAGGCCGCUCUUGAUGUAUAUGAUAUCUUAAUUUCACCUGCUGCUCCAUCUGCUGCUUAUAGGAUUGGCGAAAAGAAAAACGACCCAUUGGCAAUGUAUGCAGGUGACAUAAUGACUGUGAACGUAAACUUAGCAGGAUUACCCGCAUUAGUUUUGCCCUGUGGAUUUGUUGAAGGGGGAUCUGCAGGCCUUCCCGUUGGUCUUCAAAUGAUUGGUGCAGCAUUUGAUGAGAGCCAGGUCCAGUAUCAGGAAGACCUCUAA